Messenger RNA from Pteronotus mesoamericanus, 1512 nucleotides. It is a transcript of the gene CHRNA2, whose product is annotated as cholinergic receptor nicotinic alpha 2 subunit. The record is from RefSeq and is a predicted model, not a curated record. Gene Ontology annotation, molecular function: acetylcholine-gated monoatomic cation-selective channel activity; acetylcholine receptor activity. The transcript is spliced from 6 exons. Lineage: Eukaryota; Metazoa; Chordata; Mammalia; Chiroptera; Mormoopidae. Gene Ontology annotation, biological process: monoatomic ion transmembrane transport; signal transduction; response to nicotine. The coding region runs from base 1 to 1512 and encodes 503 amino acids. Gene Ontology annotation, cellular component: postsynaptic membrane; neuron projection; synapse.
AUGGGCCUCUCCCAGCCUGCACUCCCGCCCAGGACAAAGCUUGGCCUGUGGCAGUUCCUUCUGAUCCCAGCAGUGUUGGCACAGCGGGCCCCCCACGCCCAAGCCGAGGAUCGCCUCUUCAAACACCUCUUCAGGGGCUACAACCGCUGGGCAAGGCCAGUGCCCAACACCUCGGAUGUGGUCAUCGUGCGCUUUGGGCUGUCUAUCGCCCAGCUCAUCGACGUGGAUGAAAAGAACCAAAUGAUGACCACCAACGUCUGGCUAAAGCAGGAGUGGAGAGACCACAAGCUGCACUGGAACCCGGCCGAGUUCGGCAACAUCACAUCCCUCCGAGUCCCUUCAGAGAUGAUCUGGAUCCCGGACAUUGUCCUCUACAACAAUGCCGAUGGGGAGUUUGUGGUGAACCACAUGACCAAGGCCCAUGUCUUCUCCACGGGCACCGUGCACUGGGUGCCCCCGGCCAUCUACAAGAGCUCCUGCAGCAUCGACGUCACCUUCUUCCCCUUCGACCAGCAGAACUGCAAGAUGAAGUUCGGCUCCUGGACGUACGACAAGACAAAGUUUGACCUGGAGCCGAUGGAGGAGACGGUGGACCUGAAGGACUACUGGGAGAGUGGCGAGUGGGCCAUUGUCAAUGCCACGGGCACCUACAACAGCAAGAAAUACGACUGCUGCGCCGAGAUCUACCCUGACAUCACCUACUACUUUGUCAUCCGGCGCCUGCCGCUCUUCUACACCAUCAACCUCAUCAUCCCCUGCCUGCUCAUCUCCUGCCUGACGGUGCUCGUCUUCUACCUGCCCUCCGACUGCGGGGAGAAGAUCACCCUGUGCAUUUCUGUGCUGCUCUCGCUCACUGUCUUCCUCCUGCUCAUCACCGAGAUCAUCCCCUCCACCUCCCUGGUCAUCCCGCUCAUCGGAGAAUACCUGCUCUUCACCAUGAUCUUCGUCACCCUGUCCAUCGUCAUCACGGUCUUUGUCCUCAAUGUCCACCACCGCUCCCCCAGCACCCACAAUAUGCCCCACUGGGUGCGGGUGGCCUUUCUCAGCUAUGUGCCACGGUGGCUUCUGAUGAAACGGCCUCUGCCACCCUUGGAGCUCCAUGGCUCCCCAGAUCUGAAACUCAGCUCCUCCUAUCACUGGCUGGAGACCAACGUGGAUGCGAAAGAGAGGGAGGAGGAAGAAGAGGAAGAAGAAGAGAGGUGGGUGUCAUACCCUUCCACGGGUGUCCUCCACAGCCGUGCUGAUCUGCACCAAGGGGCCUCAGGUCCCAAGGCAGAGGCCCAGUUGCAGAAGGGUGGGCUCCCACUGUCACAUCACAUGCAGAAGGCACUGGAAGGCGUGCACUAUAUUGCUGACCACCUGCGGUCUGAGGAUGCCGACUCUUCGGUGAAGGAAGACUGGAAGUACGUGGCCAUGGUCAUUGACAGGAUAUUCCUCUGGCUGUUUAUCAUCGUCUGCUUCCUGGGGACCGUGGGACUCUUUCUUCCCCCGUUCCUGGCUGGAAUGAUCUGA